AUGAGGGUCUUUAUCUGCUUCGAGGGCUCCUGUGAGCCUGUUGAUGUCCCUUCAGAUCAGACUGUGGGGGCCAUGAAGCAGAUGGUGAAGGAUAACUUUCUGGUGCAACUCUCAGAUGACAAACAGCAGCAGUAUCUGGAGCUGAGCUACGGUGGUGCAGCGCUGCAGGACAGCUGGGCUCUGUGCGACGUGGGCAUCACAAGUGGCAGUGCCAUCCGAUGCCUGAUAAAGAGUGAACGAAGGCCUGCGAUGUGUGUGUUCAAUGCUGUGACAGGAGAAACCUUACCAAUCAUGGGAAGUGAGGCUUGUCUGCACAUGUCUGUUGCUAGAUUGAAAACUGUGGUUUCCAUGCAAAGUGGCCUCCCUGUCAGCACCUUCAGACUGAGCACACCUGCUGGUGUGCAGCUCUAUGACUGCAACCAACUCCAAGACUACGCCAUUGAAGAGGGCACUACUCUCCGUUUGGACACGUGGGAUGGGUGGGUGCAGUUCCUCCACGGUUGCCUCCUGGGCCACAGAUUGAUAGUCCAGAGCCACCUCUCAGAAGAGAAGCCAGUAAUGAGGUUUCAGCUGCAGGUAGCACUCUACAUUGCUGCCGCUUUAGGCCACCUGGAUCUGGCCUGCUGGCUGCUGGAGAGGGGGGUGCAUGCUGAGAAACCAGUGGGGGUCCAUCCGUACCGCCAGUGGUGCCACCAAACCUCCCACCGAGACACCGGAAAGUGUCCCACCCACACAGCUGCAGAGAACAGCCAGCUUCUCAUCCUCAAACUCUUCAUCAGCAGAAACCUUCUGACCUUGGCUUGUCUGGACCCCGGAGGUCGGGACCCUUUGAAAGUUGCUCUUCAGCAUGGUCACAGCGAUUGCGUGCGCUACUUAGCCAACAAGCUGUGCUCCGUAGUAUCCCUGUCAAACAUAUCCCUGCCCAUGUGCAUCUACCUCCAGAUAAAACGCUGGGUGUAUUUGGGGCAGAAGAGGGCAGCCUCCAAUCGAUGCCAGUACACCAGUGCUGCGUUCAAAGCCAGGGUGGGGGAUACGUUGCUGGUGGAUGGCUUCAACCAGCCAAAUAUGUCUUCCAAAUCCAUGAAAGCUGCGACCAAACCAAGCAGAGGAAUCAAGGCCAAAGCUUUGCAGCCGUUACCUCCCAUCCGCAACCUACCUUCAGUACCACACCUGCCCGGCCUGCAUACCUUCACAGAGAAGCCUUGGUUGAAGCAGUUGAGCAUAGCACGGACCCUGAUCAGGAAGCGUGUUCGCACCACGGCCUGCUACUCUCAUCCAGAUCUGUCUCUCACCAGCUCAACUGCUCAUGGAUCGCCCAUCGCCAUCGGCUGA
This is a messenger RNA of Anarrhichthys ocellatus (wolf-eel), 1332 nucleotides long. RefSeq names its product protein ANKUB1. The record is from RefSeq and is a predicted model, not a curated record. Gene Ontology annotation, molecular function: protein binding. The transcript is spliced from 6 exons. The coding region runs from base 1 to 1332 and encodes 443 amino acids. Lineage: Eukaryota; Metazoa; Chordata; Actinopteri; Perciformes; Anarhichadidae.